CUUUUCCAUUAAUUCUGUAAAACAUCUAUCUGCUCAAAAGUUGAGAAACACCAUUUCACGAGUUCCCUGCUCUUCCAGAAUUCUCUCUUUCACGAAAUUCUCUGCGCUUUCGAAGAUGUUUGAUGAUCAAGAUCUGGGCUUCUUUGCCAAUUUCCUGGGAAUCUUCAUUUUCAUACUGGUGAUUGCCUACCAUUUCGUCAUGGCUGACCCUAAAUUCGAAUAGAUAUGGGACAAUCAUUGUUGGUUUCUACAAUGAUCUGUCGGACUCAACAUGACAUUCGCAUUCCAUACUUGAAGAUGUUUUUUUGUAGCUCUUAAGGAACAUGUUUAAGCUCUUGUAAUGCUUGGUUUUAGCUGCAGAAAUCUUUUUUGUAAUGCUGUUAUUCAUAUACUUUGGUGAUUCAAUAUAAAAGGCUUGUUUCUAGAGCAA
Molecule: messenger RNA, 430 nt
Organism: Arabidopsis lyrata subsp. lyrata
Lineage: Eukaryota; Viridiplantae; Streptophyta; Magnoliopsida; Brassicales; Brassicaceae
Product: dolichyl-diphosphooligosaccharide--protein glycosyltransferase subunit 4C
Exons: 2
Coding region: 116-223 (35 amino acids)
Source: RefSeq, a predicted model, not a curated record